Eucalyptus grandis is the source of this 1650-nucleotide messenger RNA. Its product is annotated as WRKY DNA-binding transcription factor 70. Gene Ontology annotation, molecular function: sequence-specific DNA binding; DNA-binding transcription factor activity. The coding region runs from base 151 to 978 and encodes 275 amino acids. Lineage: Eukaryota; Viridiplantae; Streptophyta; Magnoliopsida; Myrtales; Myrtaceae. The record is from RefSeq and is a predicted model, not a curated record. Gene Ontology annotation, biological process: regulation of DNA-templated transcription. The transcript is spliced from 3 exons.
CUCCCGUCCCAGCCCGCCCGCCUCCACUCUCCCUUCCUCCACACUCGAUCUCCAUCUCUCUGUCUACCACGCUCACCAUCAUCUUUAAGCGAAGAACGCCCAGUAAAUUAUACCCGCAGCAAAAAGAAAGAAAGCAAGAAACAGUAAAAUAUGGAAGCUUCAUCGUUCGGACAUCGGAAAGUGAAGGCGAUGAAGGAGCUGGUCCGGGGCCAAGAUCUGGCCAAGCGGCUCCAGAAGUCCAUUUCCCGCGGCGGGUCUCCGUCGUCGGCCGAGGACGACGCCCAGGAGCUCGUCGCUUCCUUCACCAAGGCCCUCUCCGUGCUGAGCCACUCCGAAUCCGACGACGGCUCGCAAGUCUCGGACGGCCAGAACGACCCCGCCGCCAGGUCCGACGGCUCGUCCGAGGAGAGCAGCAAGCGCAAAGACGGCAGAGGACGCUACAAGAGGAGGAGGCCUUCAGAUACAUGGUCAAAAAUUAGCCCCACGCUCGUCGACGAUGGCCAUGCUUGGAGAAAGUACGGCCAGAAGUCCAUCCUCAACACCGAUUUCCCGAGGAGCUAUUAUAGGUGCACUCACAAGGUGGAACAGAAGUGCCCGGCGACCAAGCAAGUCCAGAUGAUAUCCAAGGACCCUCCCAUGUAUCAGAGCACCUACUAUGGCCGCCACACCUGCAAGAACCUGCUGAACUCCCCUCAGAUCAUCGUCGAUCAUGAGGAUGAGGACUCCAAGAAGCUCGUCAGCUUCAGCGGCAACGCCGCGAGCUCGCAGAACAACGCCUUCUUCUCCUCGUUGAGCUUCGGGUUGAUAAAGGAGGAACCCAGGCAAGAGACGGUGCCGGGCGGCGAUCACGCCCUAUUCCGCUCCCAACCGCUGCCGCCACCGCCACCGCCACCGCCGAGCGAUUGUAAUUUUCUCCCUGAAUACUGGCCGAGAGAGGUGGAUCAGCUUGACGAUUUCAUGCCCUUUGGAUCUUAUUGAUAUAUAGGGUCAUCUUCGCCUCGACCCAGUGUAGGUACUCCUGAGUUUCCAUCUGCACUAAUGGAACUGGUGGACCUCAUCCAUUUUAACUGUUCAGACAAAUAAGUGCUCCGAUCUAUAUGAUGUUUUCUGGUUGAGAUGGAGAUCGAUGGUCACUGAGAUUCUUCAAUGGUGUAAAAACUAGUCUACUAAUUCUAAAGAGAUCCAUAAAUAUUCCCUUUCAGUGCAAAUUAACGGGAGAAUCCUUCGCUUCUUUUCACAUUGAUCAGCUUCAUGGGAUAAGUAAUCAACAUAAGGAGCUAGCAGAUGUUCUCCGACUAGUCUGGUCAUGGCUCGUGGAUUCUUGUCCUUUGAUUGGUAAUUCGUGGAGUUCUUGGAUUUUGGUCGAUUUACUGUGGUAAAUGCAUGGACUUUAUAUAACUCUUGCCUACAAUUUUCAUAUCAUGAUGGUCCGAUAUAUUUGAUUGUAGCAUAGAAAAGAGAUCCUAUGUGAUCAAUUUGCAUUUUUGAGUACCUUUAGAUUCAAGUAUUUGUCCUUCUCGAUUAUGGCUCAACAAGUACUAUAUAUCUCUUGGGUUUGUUCCGAUUUUGCCGGACACGCCAGCCGUAUUCUCAAAAAUUGAUUUAUAAUUGGGAAUUUAUUUACAGACAAUCGCUCAUAUGAACUAAAUG